Messenger RNA from Scaptodrosophila lebanonensis, 1000 nucleotides. Its product is annotated as probable palmitoyltransferase ZDHHC24. Lineage: Eukaryota; Metazoa; Arthropoda; Insecta; Diptera; Drosophilidae. Gene Ontology annotation, cellular component: endoplasmic reticulum; Golgi apparatus. The coding region runs from base 4 to 861 and encodes 285 amino acids. The transcript has a single exon. The record is from RefSeq and is a predicted model, not a curated record. Gene Ontology annotation, biological process: peptidyl-L-cysteine S-palmitoylation; protein targeting to membrane. Gene Ontology annotation, molecular function: protein-cysteine S-palmitoyltransferase activity.
AGAAUGCGUCGCUUAAUCAAUCGACAUGAGAGCAAGUUGGUGGGCCUAUGCGAUCCCAUAUGCCUCGGAAUCCUACUGUUCAUCACAGGCUUUCUGGUCAUCUACGAGUUGUAUUACAUUCUGCCCCAUUUGUGCGACACUCGGGGUCUGGCGUACAAGCUGAACCAUGUAUUGGCCUUCUUUCUAACGUUCAACAUUUUGGGAAACAUUUGGUGCUGUCGUCGAACGGACACCAGUUUGGAGGCGGUGUCUAAGAUACGGCAGCAUCCGCCGCUGCAUGAGGCACACUUGUGGCGACUGUGCACCCAUUGCCAGAUGUUGAUGCCACCGCGCUCGUGGCACUGUCGUCGCUGCAAGAAGUGCGUUCUGAAGCGAGACCAUCACUGCAACUUCUUGUGCACCUGCAUUGGAUUCACCAAUCAGCGUUACUUCGUGGCCCUGUUGCUGCACCUGACCGUCGGCUGUUUCUUCUCGCUACUCUACAAUGGCAUCUUUUUGUGGCAGAAGCGCAUGCUGAUUGUCAACGAGCCGAUGAUAUUUUUUGGCAAUAUGGUUGACAAAGACCCAGAACAAUUGGCCAAUUGGUACGAAUACCAGAAGGUUUUAUUCCAUAUGGGCAUUUUCAAGUUGCUGACUUUGGUCACGGCUGGACCCUGCGUCCAUUUCUUCUAUCAGCUCUAUAUGCUAUGGCGUGGCACUAGCAUGGGUCGGAAGGAUGACCGCAGCUACGAUUUGGGGGGCUGGCAGAACCUGAGACUGACCUUUGGCCAUCGCAUGUGGUGGGUGUUCCUCUCGCCCUUCCUCAAAAGCAAGCAGCCGCACGAUGGCACGCAAUGGCAACUGGCCCCACAGAGCAUUUAAGACGUCCAUUAUGAGAUUUCAAUUACAUAUUUUAUGCAUUGAACCAAAUCGAGUUUCACGCUUCAUUUAAUCCAACGACGACCAAGCCCAUGUACAAAUAAAUGGCGCUGAAAUCAACACGCGCUAAUUACCAUGCGAA